Erinaceus europaeus (western European hedgehog) is the source of this 5839-nucleotide messenger RNA. It is a transcript of the gene PRRG3, whose product is annotated as proline rich and Gla domain 3. Bases 365 to 1096 code for a protein of 243 amino acids. NCBI's taxonomy places the organism in Eukaryota, Metazoa, Chordata, Mammalia, Eulipotyphla, Erinaceidae. The transcript is spliced from 5 exons. Gene Ontology annotation, cellular component: extracellular region. The record is from RefSeq and is a predicted model, not a curated record. Gene Ontology annotation, molecular function: calcium ion binding.
GUGCUGGGUGCUGGGUGUGCGCCGCCGCCCCUGGCCCCGCUAGGCGGUCUGCCCUGCACCCCCCUCGCCUGCUCAGGUGGCCCCCAGCCCUGCUUCCCUCGGCCCACUGCCUGGGGCGCGCUGCAGCGGGACUAUCACGGCCUGGCUACUGAGCCAGCCAGGCCAAGUGGUUUGGGCGCUCGAGGGUGGCGCGGCGGGGUGCGGGGUGCUGGGUGACCAGGGCGGGCAGCGGAGGAGCCCCCGGAGGACAGCAGGGGCAGGGGGCGCCCAGGUGUCAAGAGAGCACACAGUGGAAGCUGCCAUGUGUGUGGGUGUAGGUGUGCAUGUACCCAGGCAAGUGACACGUGGGAUCUGAGAGACCAUCAUGGUGGUGUUUCUGGAAGCUAAGAAUGCGCAUUCAGUCCUGAAACGGUUCCCCCGUGCCAAUGAGUUUCUGGAAGAGCUGCGCCAGGGAACCAUUGAGCGGGAGUGCAUGGAGGAGGUGUGCAGCUAUGAGGAGGUCAAGGAAGUAUUCGAGGACAAAGAAAAGACGAUGGAGUUCUGGAAGGGGUACCCCAAUGCUGUCUACUCUGUCCGAGACCCAGCACAGAGCUCUGAUGCCAUGUACGUCGUGGUGCCCCUUCUGGGGGUGGCAUUGCUGAUAGUCAUUGCCUUGUUCAUCAUCUGGAGGUGCCAGCUGCAGAAAGCCACCCGUCACCAUCCAUCAUAUGCUCAGAACCGGUACCUUGCCAACCGUGCUGGGCACAACCUGCCCCGGGUCAUGGUAUACAGGGGCACCAUGCACAGCCAGGGAGAGUCCUCUGGGCAUCAUCAUCAUCAUCAUCAUCAUCAUCAUCAUCGGGGGGAGGCAGCAAGCACCCCACAGGUAGUUCUGGGCUCCAGCCGGGCGAGCAGAACCACGGUGCGCCUAGAGAGCACCCUGUACCUCCCCGAGCUUUCCCUUUCCAGACUGUCAAGUGCCACCCCACCCCCAUCCUAUGAGGAGGUGACUGCACCCCAGGAGAAUAGCAGCAGUGAGGAGGCAAGUGUCACUUACAGUGACCCACCCCCAAAGUAUGAGGAGAUAGUUGCUGCCAACCCUGGCUCCGACAAGUAGUGGGAACAACCCUGGUGUUGUGUCAGGUGUGAGACCCCCUUUUAGGGGAUUCCUAUUUUCUUUUAAGCCUUUGAAAGACUGUGCCACCACAAAACAGCCUUAGCCUCCUUGUUGCCAAAUAAUUUCCUAACCGUGGAUUUGUAGGAAGUCAGUGGUCAGAGGUGGAUGGGAUGGGGUAGGGGAUAUGCAUGUGUCACCAGCCCUAGCCAGGGUCACAAGGCAGAGAGAUCAGUUCUUUCAGAAGCCCCCACAACACCCCACUUUACUACCCCAUCCUUCCCCCAGGACUGGUUUAUCCUAUGCCAAAGGAAUCUCCCCACUUGCUGAUGGCAACCAAGAUGGCCAUGAGCGCCUGGGCCAGCUGUCUUGGGAGGUGUCUAUGUAUGUGUGUGUGUGUGUGUGUGGGGGGGGGGGGCUUGCUCCAGAGGUUAGGAGAAAAACUCACCCACAAUGUCUCUUUCCCACCACAGUCCCUUCCUUUCUGUUCUUGCUUACAUUUGGAGGACAGGGGCAAGAACUGCACAAAACAAACAGUGACACACCAGUGAUAAGUAAACACAGUAAGACAAACUACUAUAACUUGGUCCUUCAUUGGGACACCAGUCACCCGGACCUGCGGGGUCCUGCAGGCCCCAUUCUACUCCCACAUCCUUGACCUAAGUCAAAUAAAUUUCUAGAAUACUCCAGAAAGAGGACAGGGUGUGUGGAGGAUGAGAGGUGGGACCUGAGGGUCACUAAGGGACCCAAGGGCACUUUGUCAUUUUGGAGAGUAUUUCUUGUCAGGAGCUUGAAUUGAUUCCAGACCUUGGCUCUCCACACAUGUCCCCUGUCCCCUGCCCAUGGAGUCCUGAGUUUCCCAGUGGUUGGGGGUGCAGGCUAGGUUAGAGGCCUCAAGCCCCCACCCCUUGAGCUUCAUUGGCUGAAAGGAAUUUUAACUCCACAAACACAACCUCCUCUGCUGUGUGCUCUCCCACUUUGAACUGUGAGGACACACCCCUAUUUGUGAGUAGAUACAUUGAGUUAUAAGUCAGAUGACUGAAUUAUCCCCAAAGGGGGUGCCAACCUGGGGAUAAAAGCCUAAAGAAACUUUUUUUUUUAAUUUUAGGAAUUUCUUUGAGGGGCCGAUGGGGAGUCCAUGGGCCAGGGCACAAGGCCCUUCAAAGGCCUCACCCUGCUUUUUUUUUUUUUUUUUCGGGUGCUGGCCUCUUUUUACAGUAAGCCCUGCCUGUGACAGGGGCCUGCUCACCUCAUUCUUGAGAGUCUUCAGACAGUGGUGGGGCACAGAUGACUUGCCCUUCAACUGUCAGUGACCGUGCAGCAGACACUGUUCACACGAUUUCCUCUACCCCUUCAUGUCCAUCUGCCUGGCCUCGAUGCCAAACCAUUUGUCCUCUGUGGUGCUUUAAAAAAUGUAGCACAUUUUUGUGGAGCCUAAAAGAGUGCAUAUCCAGGGUCUAUUGGCAGCCACAGCAGUUUAAAGCCCACGAGAGGACAAGCCUCUCUCUGCCUCCGCCGCUCUCCUGGCUGGCACAGGGCCUCGGUCUUUGAACACCGCCCUGCCUCGAGGUGACAGACAACGUCUGAAGGCCUCCUCAGCCCUGGGGACCUGGCCUUGGAGCUGUUUCAAGACUGGAGGCUGGUGUUCUCCUCCCAGUGAGCCCAUCAGCUUGGACCACUCAGCCCUAAGGCAGGGGUUUCCCUCCUUCCCCCUACCUCACAGGCCCACUCAGGCUGACUGAGCUUCAAGUACCAAGGAGCUAUUGUGCUUUGCCCAUAGGAAUAACUUUCUGGAAAUGUGUGGGUUCCAGAAAGGUAGUCAUGCAACUCGGAUGUGGCACCUCAACCUGGGGAGUCAGUCUCCCUCUGGCUCCUUCCUCUUGUCCAUCCCCUAGAUCCCCAAUGCCAGAGGUGCUGAGCAGGUGACAGCCACCUUCCUUCCUCCCUCCAGUGUCUGCCCCCAGUAGGCCUUUCCCAUCACAACUCUGCCCUUUCCAGAAUUCUGUUCUUCUCCUAAUGUUGGCUGGGUCCUCCCAUGUUGGGGGAUCUGCAACCAGCCUCUGCACCCUCAGUUUUGCCUCCAGAAGGCCCUGUGUGGUGUGCAAGCCUGGGAGAGGUCCCCUCCCCACCGAGCAGAAAAGUAGGUGUGGGCUUCACAAGCCAGAGUCCCAGGGCCUUUGCCAAGGGUCACUUACUGCCUGAGUAGAGAUAGACUGAGGGGAGCAGGGGCCUAGGCCAGGGAGGCAUCCAAGUCCCUGGGGGUCCAGUGCUCAGCCUGCAGGAGCUCAGGGCAGUGCCUUCAGGCCUGUGCGCUGUAGUCAGGGUGCUCGGUGGCGUUCUUCCUGCCAGGGCCGCCACUGUGGUCUCGGGGACAUCUGUGCAGCACAGGGUAGGGCAAAGACUGUACAGCACACCAUGGUCAUAAUUCUUUGUGGUGCACACUUGGCUUUGAUGAAUGCCCUGUACAUACCUUUUCAAACUUUGUCUUUGUAUGAAUGCUGAUUUGAUACAAUGCUAAGUCUUCAGCUGCCGCUUUUGUUGUUUUAAAUUCUUGUGUGUGCGUAUGUGUGUGUAGACACGUGUGCACAUUGCCUUUUCUCACAUGCUUCUCUGAAACAAUAGCCGGUUGUGUGGCUAUAUUUGUACCAGGAGGGCUCCAGUCAGCAGGGAGAAAUGUCACUUCCCAUGGCUGGAGAGCCUGGUGGCAGGGUCUUGAGCAGGGAGAGUGGACAUUAACUGCGGAGAUCUGCCAAAGCACCAUCAAUAAGAAGUUGAAGUAGCCCAUCCUGUGGGGGUUCAGCCCUCAUCCCUUCUCUUUCCUGCCCCAGGUGUAGGCUCCUUGCCCUCUGCUCUGAAAUCAACAACUGAAGAUAAUCCCAGAAUUUCUGGACCUUUUGCUUUUUUUGUGAGAUUGGAUUUCAUGGAGAGAUGUGUGAUUAUUUACUUUGGGAAUGGCUGGGAUACUUACGUAGAUCAUUGUCAUUUUAAAAAAAUAGAAAAAUUCUUUAAAAAUCCCUUCAAAUAGUACUGUUACCUGUUUUCAACCAAAAAUUUUUUAAAACUUUUGAAAUCAAGAAUUGCAAGCUUGCCUCCUUUAGUUCCACCCCCACUCUGAGCAUUGGAUUUCCCAAAGAGAACCUCCAGCCAUGAGGGGAGCACACAGGUGCAUGACGCAGGCCCCUGGUCAUCUGCCAGGGAAGUCCCUUUUCCUUGUGAACUCCACUGCCAUUAGUGUGAAUUCCUUAGGGUGCUUUGGUUAACAGGAAUAUGUUUGAUUUUCUGGAUGACAUCUUCCUGGCAGCUCAAAUAUGAGGGACCAAGGAUAAGAAAGUGUCCUUUUGUGACAGAGUGGCUUCUUAGUGCUGUAUGGGUCCUCUCUAGAUGGGGUUGGUCUUUUGACAACUGAAAGACAUCCCACUAAAGAGAAAAGAAAACCACUGUCUCUAGGUUCUUCUUUGGGACCAGAAAGAGACAGACUUUCAAGAGAGACUCCAUUAUUCACCCCUGCUCUUUCCUCCUUGGGUAUUCAUGUGUGCUCGCUUACCUUCAAGUUCUAAGCUGAGGUGGGCAGCUGGGCUAUGGCUCUGGGCUGCUUUGCAGUUUGAAAAGGAAUGAAGUGUUGUGUCAGGACCACAGCAAUUCAGGAACAAGCAAACAUACAUGCACACACACACCCUAACUUGACUAAUACUUGUCAGCAGAAUGAGCGAACAGCAAAGGACUGUCAUCAGACUGCCUCUAGCUGUGGUACAAUGCCCAUGGAGGUCAAGCCCACUACUAAUGCAGACCUUGAGGAAGUUGAAGCUUCACAAAACUCAUGGAUUUUGUGAUCCUUGCUCUGUAGAAGUCGUUGUCAUCAUCUUCCCUUCAGUCAGGUUUCAGGGUCAGAUGCCCAAGAGGAAUCCAGUUUAAAGGAGUACAUUUCUUCAAGGAAAAGGCUUCAGAUGUUCAGGAUCCCUUCACUGUGCCUUCAGCUUUAGGGUCUCAACACUUGUGUCACAUCAGGUGUUCUGAAUAGAAUGGUGUUUGUCUUCUCUCCACUGUGGGGUUUGGGUGGGGGAGGGCGGUCUGCAGCAUUUCUACUGCGCUAUUAUAUCCCCAGUGAAUCAUGUAGUUUGUGAGCUAGACUGCAAUAUGAAGUACUAUAACUGAACCUUCCCAGCUCUUUUGUCAAGUUGAGGUCUUGUUAUCAGGCUGGCUGGUCCCAUUCUCCCACCCCCGCUAAUAUUUCUGUGUGUAGAGAUUCUCCUUUCACAGGCUGUAGGCGGUGAGUCUCACCUGAGCAAGAACAGACAGAGAUAUCCAAACUGCACACCCCCUCGGGCAGAAAGCCCGAGCAGUUGUUCCACGUGACUUGUGUGACUGAAUGGUGCCUGCCUCAGCAUUCACGCACAUCUUCAGGAUUGGAACAAAUCCCACAGCUACUUUGGCCUCCCAAUCUGUCUCCCUUUGUGGAAGUCCUUUGCUUAAGCCUGGACACGCCUGCUCUUUCACUCUGUGAUUGUGACUUUGUGAUAUGAUGACUGUAACAUCAACUCCUUUUGGUACCACUUUCAACUGUGCUUGUGCUCCUGUGUUGACUUGUGUGAGCUGGGCACUCAGCACUACACCGGAGCCCAGGGCAGCCGGCAUCCUUGCUUCUGGUUUCUCUCUUCCUCCUUUUCUAAUUGUUGAGUUUCGCUGUUCAAUUUUGUCUCUUUCUGUACACGAAGAUAAUGGAUAAUAAUAAAGAUCAAAUGACAUUCA